Messenger RNA from Anisakis simplex (herring worm), 273 nucleotides. The record is from the annotation of a GenBank genome assembly. NCBI's taxonomy places the organism in Eukaryota, Metazoa, Nematoda, Chromadorea, Rhabditida, Anisakidae.
AUGGCCAAAUUGUGGUUCAUGUUCGCUGUGGUAAUGUUGCUAUCUGCACAAGUUUGUUUGGCACAACCCUCGUGGUGGCUUCCGAAUGGUGAUGGCGCAGAAGCAACGCGGGUUCACAAAAAUCUAGGCCCUAACGCACCGCAGGUCUUCAAAAUUGAAAUAAAAAUACCGCCGAUAUUCGGAGGGGGAGGAGGUCACGGCGCAACUGGUCAGAGAAACGGCGCGAAUAACACCGGUGGUCCUAGUCGUAAACCCUUACUCAGAUUGUUCUGA